AUGAGCUCGCCGCCGCCCGGUUGGCCUCCCCUCGCGUCCAGCCCAGCGGCGCUCACCGACUUGGCGAGAGCGCUCGGCGCCACCGACGCCACGCUGUCCGACGUGCUCGGGCUGGACGACGAUCUGCUGGCGCUCCUUCCUUCGCCGUGCCUCGCACUGAUCCUCAUCUAUCCCACGGUCAGCGCGGCAGAGAGCUUUUGGGCAGAGCGUUGCGAGCCUUCGAAGCUUCGCCCGGUCUUCCUGCGGCAGCGUGUGGGCGGCUCGUGCGGCACCGUCGCACUCCUCCACGCGCUCUCCAACAGCACGCCGGCGCUCGCUGUUGAGCCGGGAUCGCCACUAGAGGAGCUCCUCUCCACGCCAGAGCCGGGCGACGGCGAGGCGGCGCUCGUCGCACGACGCUCCGAGUGGCUGGCGAACUCGACUGCGGUGCGGGCGGCGCAUGAGCGGUGCACGCGGCUGGCGGUGCUCGACGGCCGGCAGCCGCACGCCAGGGUCGUCGCCGGCAUCUCGACCUGCGCCACAGGCUUCCUCUCCGCCGCCGCUGCCGAGGCCGCCGCGCUGAUGGCCACCGUCGGGCGCGCAGAGGCAGCGGCGGCGGGCGAUGGCGCAGUUGGCGGCGCCGACGCAGCGCCGCGCUCGGCGCUGAACGCUUUUAGCAUGCUUGCCAUGAGCGCCGCUCCGCGAGAGGUGGGAACUAGGGAGGGUGCGGGCGGUGUAUGA
This is a messenger RNA of Emiliania huxleyi CCMP1516, 720 nucleotides long. RefSeq lists its product as hypothetical. The transcript is spliced from 2 exons. Lineage: Eukaryota; Haptophyta; Isochrysidales; Noelaerhabdaceae. Gene Ontology annotation, molecular function: cysteine-type deubiquitinase activity. Gene Ontology annotation, biological process: protein deubiquitination; ubiquitin-dependent protein catabolic process. The coding region runs from base 1 to 720 and encodes 239 amino acids. The record is from RefSeq and is a predicted model, not a curated record. Gene Ontology annotation, cellular component: cytoplasm.